Messenger RNA from Danio rerio (zebrafish), 1713 nucleotides. RefSeq names its product interleukin 1, beta (gene il1b). Gene Ontology annotation, molecular function: interleukin-1 receptor binding; cytokine activity. Gene Ontology annotation, biological process: immune response; inflammatory response; signal transduction. Lineage: Eukaryota; Metazoa; Chordata; Actinopteri; Cypriniformes; Danionidae. Gene Ontology annotation, cellular component: lysosome; extracellular region; cytosol. The record is from RefSeq and is marked validated.
AGUCAUUCAACACACACUUUCACAUGAGAAAGCAGAGGAACUUAACCAGCUCUGAAAUGAUGGCAUGCGGGCAAUAUGAAGUCACCAUAGCUCCAAAAAAUUUGUGGGAGACAGACAGUGCUGUUUAUUCAGAUUCUGAUGAGAUGGACUGUUCAGAUCCGCUUGCAAUGAGCUACAGAUGCGACAUGCAUGAGGGCAUCAGGCUGGAGAUGUGGACUUCGCAGCACAAAAUGAAGCAGUUGGUGAACGUCAUCAUCGCCCUGAACAGAAUGAAGCACAUCAAACCCCAAUCCACAGAGUUUGGAGAAAAAGAGGUGCUGGACAUGCUCAUGGCGAACGUCAUCCAAGAGCGUGAAGUGAACGUGGUGGAUUCAGUGCCGUCUUACAAUAAAACCAAAAACGUCUUGCAAUGCACGAUUUGCGAUCAGUAUAAGAAGUCUCUGGUGCUCAGUGGCGGAUCUCCACAUUUGCAGGCCGUCACACUGAGAGCCGGAAGCAGCGACUUGAAAGUGCGCUUCAGCAUGUCCACGUAUGCGUCGCCCAGUGCUCCGGCUACUUCUGCUCAGCCUGUGUGUUUGGGAAUCUCCAAAAGUAACCUGUACCUGGCCUGCAGCCCCGCCGAAGGCUCCGCUCCACAUCUCGUACUCAAGGAGAUCAGCGGGUCUCUGGAGACCAUUAAAGCUGGAGAUCCAAACGGAUACGACCAGCUGCUGUUCUUCAGGAAGGAGACCGGCAGCUCCAUAAACACCUUCGAGUCCGUCAAAUGUCCCGGUUGGUUUAUCAGCACCGCGUAUGAAGAUUCGCAGAUGGUGGAGAUGGACAGGAAAGACACCGAGCGCAUCAUUAACUUCGAGCUGCAGGAUAAAGUGCGCAUCUAGAGUCUCAAAACUGCUGUGCUUCCAUCCAAAGACGAGAACUACAAUCAGCACAACAACAAUUCAGAUCUGCAGCAAUGGAGAGCUGCAGACCAACACUACUGACGCAAACACCCUCACACACACACAUUUAUAUCUGAUCAGCAGCUAUCAGAAACUAAAUCACAGCACACACACUGAUGCACAUCUUGGCGUUACAAUUAAGCAUUUUUUUAAUGCAAUAAUCCAAGAUGUGCAUAUAAAUAGAUGGAAGCACGGCUAUUCAGAGAUGGUUAUUAAUUAUGAUUUAAAGAGAGAGUAUGUACCAUGUACAGCUUACAGGAUGAUGAGUUCAGCUCAAGACUGAAUUAUUUGCAAAUAUUCCCCAAGUGCUGCUUAUUCUUGGAUGCAUUUUGAGCAAUAUUAGAGUUAAUAACUCGUUUAUUUUUGUCUUUGUCGUAAUAUUUUACUAAUUAUUUUAUUACGUUUAUUUAUUAAGGGGUUAUUAUUGACCACAGCGGUUUUAACUUAUGAAUAUAUUUAAUUUUUAUUAUUUUAAUUGUUUGAUCUGAAGGAAAUAUUCAUUUCUCCUGUGUGAAAAUAUACUGACAACUGUUAAACAGCGCUUGGGAAAUAUGUUAAUUUUAAUAUAUUUUCAGCUGUAAGGGUCUGUCAGAUCCUGCAUUUAUUUUUAUUUUUAUACUAUUUUUGGUAAUGGUAAAUUCACAUUGAAUACGUCAGGUAUGCUUCUCUGUUUUGUACUUAUAUUUAAUAUUUAUUUCAAUCAUGUUUUAAAUCAGUUGUAUUGUUUUCUGCAGUGAUUUCUUUGUUAUUUAAUAAAUAUUUAACUAUAUAUAUU